AUGUCCAUGCUCUCUCUCAAAGCCACACGGCCACACUUUUCUUCCCCCUUCCCCCUUCAUUUCCAGUCUCCCAAUCGCCGCCCGGCCUCCCAUCUCUCCUUCCUCAAAAUGUCGACCGCCGCCGCCGCUCCUCCGCCGGAAACCAUCGAGCACAUCGUCCUCUUCAAAGUCAAAGAGACCGCCGAGCCUUCCCGAGUCCAAUCCAUGCUGAGCUCCCUCAACGCCCUCGUCUCUCUCGACCCGGUCCUCCACCUCUCCGCUGCCCCGAUCCACCGCCUCAAGUCCUCCCCAAUCCCUUUCACCCACCUCCUCCACUGCCGCUACUCCUCCAAGGACGGCCUCAAGGCCUACGCCGUCCACCCCAGCCACGUCGCCGCCGUCAAGGAGCGCGUCCUCCCCGUCUGCGACGACGUCAUGGCCGUCGAUUGGGUCGCCCGGGACCUCCUUGGACCCGUCGUUCCGCCGCCCGGGUCGGCGGUUAGGCUGUCGUUUCUGAAGUUGAAGGAGGGUUCGGCGGCGGAAGCCAAGGACGAGAUCCUCCGGGUGAUUGGAGGGGUGAAGGAGAAUUUCGAGGAGAUCCAGCAGCUCACCGUCGGGGAGAAUUUCUCGCCGGAGAGAGCUAAAGGGUACUCGAUUGCGUCCCUGGCUGUGUUCCCUGGGGUUGGUGAGAUCGACUCGAUGGAUGCCAAGGGAGAGCUGGUGAGCUCGGAGAAGGAUAAAGUUAGGGAGCAUUUGGAGAGCGUUAUCGUGCUCGAUUUCGUGGUGCCGUCUUCACAGUCGGCUAGUCUCUGA
Linum trigynum is the source of this 792-nucleotide messenger RNA. Lineage: Eukaryota; Viridiplantae; Streptophyta; Magnoliopsida; Malpighiales; Linaceae. The record is from the annotation of a GenBank genome assembly.